This is a messenger RNA of Pantherophis guttatus, 2040 nucleotides long. NCBI's taxonomy places the organism in Eukaryota, Metazoa, Chordata, Lepidosauria, Squamata, Colubridae. The record is from RefSeq and is a predicted model, not a curated record.
CAUUUUAACCCCACGGGGAUCUGCAGCACAGCACAAUAUUUUAGACGAGGCUGGCAUUUCUGCCGUGCUCUCUCUCAGAGCGGGUUGUUUCCUCUCCACCUUCUUCACCGCCGCAUCUCUUCGCCCACCCAUCCAUCUGAUGCGCCUCUGAUCUUCCAAAAUGGACCAGAUCGCCUGGAAAGAAUUGUGCUGCUCGCUUUUUGAUUACAAAACCGAGAAGUACGUCAUCGCCAAGAACAAGAAAGUGGGGAUUCUCUACCGUGUGGUCCAGCUCUCCAUCCUGAUUUACAUCGUGGGGUGGGUCUUCAUGGUCAAGAAAGGGUACCAGGAAGUGGACACCUCCAUCCAGAGUUCGGUCAUCACCAAGGUGAAGGGCGUGGCCUUCACCAACACCUCGGAGAUGGGCAAAAGGAUUUGGGACGUGGUGGACUACGUCAUGCCUCCUCAGGGCGAAAGUGUUUUUUUCGUGAUGACCAAUCUGAUCAUCACCCCCAACCAGCGGCAAGAUACCUGCCCUGAGAACCCCGGUAUUCCAGAUGCCUUGUGUUACCGUGACAACGACUGUCCUCGCGGAGAAGCCGUGAUAGCCAGCAACGGUAUCAAGACCGGAAUAUGUAUAAAAAUGGGGAAUAAUAUCAGCGGGACGUGCGAAAUCCUAGCUUGGUGCCCGGUGGAGAAGAAAGACAAAAAAAAAUCAGCUCUUCUGGCCGAUGCGGAGAAUUUCACGGUUUACGUUAAGAACAGCAUCCGUUUUCCUAAGUUUAAUUUUUCCAAAACCAACGUCCUCGACACCAAAAACAAUGCUUAUUUGAAAAAUUGUCACUAUGGAGCAGACCAACCGUACUGCCCCAUCUUCUCACUGGGGAAACUGGUCAACUGGGCUGGGAGCAACUUCCACGAGAUGGCAUCAGAGGGGGGUGUGAUUGGCAUCCAGAUUGAAUGGGACUGCAACUUGGAUAAAAAGCCGUCGGAAUGCAACCCUCGCUAUUCUUUCAGUCGCCUAGAUAACACAUUUGCGGAGAAGUCUGUCUCCUCUGGAUACAACUUCAGAUUUGCCAAGUAUUACCGGAGCGCGGCUGAUGUUGAUUUCCGAACGCUGAUCAAAGCUUACGGGAUCCGUUUUGAUAUCAUGGUGAACGGCAAGGCAGGGAAAUUUAACAUCAUCCCAACGGUAAUCAACGUGGGUUCCAGUCUUGCGCUAAUGGGAGUGGGAGCAUUUCUCUGCGACUUGGUGCUGCUGUAUCUUCUUCGAAAGAGCCAGUUUUACAGAGGGAAAAAAUACGAGGAAGUGAGGUCAAACACCAAGAAAUCUUUGCCGGAGAGCACCGUCAACGGGAACCAGGCUGGGAAUCAGAGUGACAAUUCUUUAUCCCGGCUGGAUCAACAGCUACAGACGGUUGAGGCCUAAACCCUUCGCGACGUCAUCCGUUGUUAAGAGAAACCGCGGACCACACAGAAAGUUGCCAGGAAGAUAUUCGCUUCAGCUCUUCGCGGUCUUCGUUUUCGACAUCCUAAGCCGAGGAUACUACUACACAUUGCAGGAUGUUAACUUUUUAAAAUCAAACCAAAUGCCAGAAAAACUUGGGUAAGGACCGUAGCUGCGUGGUGGAUAUCAAUUCUCUUUCUGUGGCUUCUGGAGAAAGCUAAGACAGCCCGUUCUUGAGCCUGUCAAAUGUAUGUCAACGGAUGAGUGGAGAGGAUAGUUGUCCACCUUGAAUUAUUAUCGUUCCAUCGCGCAGUCGGCCAGAUGGAUUUGGCAUUUUUGUCCACCCGUCGAGUCCUUCCCAAGAACGGUGCGGUGGCCUAGAGGUGGAGCUCUCGCCUCGCAAUCAGGUGGCUGUUGAGUUCGAUCCUAGGUGUAGCGGCUGAUAUUUCUCUCUCAGGGCGCAAUGAGAAUAGAUCUGCCGCAAAAUUUCCGCAUCGGCGACAGGAAAGGCAUCCGGCCAAUAAACACUCAGCUCCAUUCAGCUGCCCCGACUCCAACCCGCAACAGAUUACGAGGUCAUUAAACGAUGAAAAAAAAUAAAAAAUAAAAUCCUU